UGUCUGGGCAUUGAAACUCUAUCUGGAAGCAUUGUAGUCCAUCAGUUGGUAUCUGUAAGACUUGGCAGUGGCUUAAGGAGGUUUAAUGCGUGUCUGGUAACAUCUCACCUGCUUUACAAUUCUAUUGAUUUACAUAGAACGAGCACUGUCCAAUAUUACAGGUUGGAUCUGUCAACAGCGGGGCGACAGUUCCUUAAUGAAUUCGUACAACAUGUGGCCCACUGAUGGGGCAUUCUGGCCAUUAUUUAUCGUUGUUUGUGGAUAUUUUGGAGUGGUAGACCAUUAACGACAUUCCCCAUUCGAUUUGGACAUUUGGUGACAUUGAAUUUCGAUGAAUUUGGAUCAUAUUGAGGAUAUUUUGGUCCAAUAGUGUCCUACUUGAGAUCGAGAUGUCCGAGAGGUGUUAAAAUUAGCAGUAAAUAACAUGUGCAGUUUAAGUCUGUUGUUAAUUUUCAAUGCGAAACCAGAUGUUGUUCCCGCAGUCAGUAGAAAUGUGCCAUGACAUAUUGGACAUUGUUUGGACAGUCAAAGACAUUCAAUUAUGACAACAAAUGGUCUAUAAGCAGUCAGUAAGGUUUUAGCUGCAUGGACACUGGGUAUUUUAUGAAAAGUACACGAGCAUGGUUUUAGCGCGAGACUUGAUUUUUUGUGAAAAGUGAGCAGGGUUUUAGCGUGACAUCAGAUGUUUUAUGAAAAGUGAGCAGGGAUUAAGCGUGACAUCAGAUGUUUUAUGAAAAGUGAGCAGGGUUUUAGCGUGACACCAGAUGUUCUGUGAAAAGUCUGUAUGGAUUUAGCUUGACACCAGAUGUUCUGUGUAGAGUCUGUAGGGAUUUUAGCAUGACAUCAAAUGUUUUAUAAAAAGUGAACAGGGUUUUUAGCGUGACUCCAGAUGAUCUAUGUAGAGUCAGUAGGGAUUUAGCGUGACACAAAUCUGUGAAGAGUGUGUGGGUUCUAGUGGGACAUCAUAUGUUCUGUAAAGAGUUGAUAGGAUUUGAACCUGACUCGGGAUGUUCUGUGGUACGUCAGUCAAUGUGGCGCAUCAUCACGUUGAGGAUUUAAUGUGCCAACACACUCCACCAUACUGAGGCAUGCUGAUGAGUGGGAGAAUGGCAGCACGGGUGCUCUACAUGCACAGGGAUCAGCAGAAAACGCGGCCACAUAACCAUGACAUUGAAGGCGAUGGUGCCAUGUAUGGACAUGGAUCGUAUCGCGGGGGAAGAUCGUAUGGGGCAUUUCAGCCCGGGCCCUAUCUCCAAAAAAGUACAGGGCAUCGUCGCUACCCAGGGGCAUUUGGUACGGCCAACAAAGGUUCCUACCUUCAGAAUGCUGAUUCUGGACAGGUAAAGCCCAAAGUAAUCACAAUUGUACGAAAUGGUGCCCGACCCAGAAACAAUAUUAAGAUUCUGCUUAAUCGACGGAGUGUACAGUCAUUCGAACAACUCAUGUUGGAUGUUUCUGAAGCUUUCGGUCCUAAAUACAGGAAUAACAAAAUGGAAAAACUGUACACGAUUCGGGGCAGGGAGGUUCAAGGAAUUUCAGACUUUUUCCGUGAUGAAAAUGUGUUUGUGGCAGUGGGUAUCGAAAAACUAUCAGGGGGAGAUCUCAUUGACAUUAUAGAGGAGAUCGAUUUUCCGGAUGCACACACAGCUAGAAUGAUUAUCAAAGAUUUGGAAAAACAAAAACGGAAAUGGCUGGCGGAGAACGAUAAGCGGGACAGUGGGUUCGGUGAAGGAAGCGACGGAAGUAAUCGUGACCUAGAAGGCAAUGAUUACAUCAUCUACAAAGGUCGUCCGGUCGAGAAGGGACGUCGCAGACAUGAUUAUCCUAAAAACGAUGCGUUAGCUAACCGACUGGAAAAGGACAAAGACAAGGCAGCGCAUGAGGAACGCGAUCGUGCUAAACGACGACAACAACACAGAAUGGAGGCUGAACGACGAACAAUGGACGAUGAAAGACGAAAGAGGGGACUGGUUCCCAAAGGGACAGAUGAACAGGUCAAACGCUCAAAGGAGCAGAGAGAUCGUGACAAAGACGACCUAAGAAGGAAAAAGGAAGAAGAAAGACAGAAGAGACUAGAGGAAGAAGAAAGAGAAAGACAGAAACACGAACAGGACAGAGAUAGGGCAUUAGAAGCGGCCAGAGAGAGAAGAGCAGCCGCAGAAAAGGCUGAAAAGGAGAAGGCUGAAAAGGAAAGAGCGGAACGAGAAAAGGCUGACAAGGAGAAAGAGAAAAAUAGAGAAAAAGAUGGAAAAAGUGAAAAAGAUGACAAAGAAGGAGGUGAUAAAGAAGUGCAGAGAAAGAAAAAGUCAAAAUCUAAGAUUGUACGCAAAACUAAGUACGAGCGUCAAGUUAGUGGGGAUAGUCACAUACUGAGUAAAUACGAUCUCGGCAAAACUCUCGGUGACGGCAACUUCGCCAUUGUGAAGCAAGCAACACUUAAAAACACUAAAAAUGAGUUUGCUAUGAAAAUUAUUGACAAAGCAAAGUUAAAGGGUAAGGAACAUAUGGUGGAAAAUGAAAUAGAAAUCAUGAAAGACUGUCAACACCCGAACAUAGUCAAGCUUUACGAAGAAUACGAAACCAUCGACAAAAUCUACCUCGUCAUGGAGCUUGUUAAGGGAGGGGACUUAUUUGAUGCCAUCACCCAGAGUGUGAAGUUUGGAGAAGUGGACUCGGCCCACAUGGUCAAGGAUCUAUGUAACGCCCUGUUCUAUCUCCACUCACGGUCAAUAGUACAUCGAGAUCUGAAACCAGAAAACCUUUUGGUACAUCGAAACAAAGACAGCACAAUUACGUUGAAGCUGGCAGACUUUGGUUUGGCGAUGGAUGUGAAGGACCCUAUAUACACCGUGUGUGGUACUCCGACUUACGUAGCACCAGAAAUACUUUCAGAAAUAGGUUACGGCCUGGAGGUUGACAUGUGGGCCGUGGGCGUGAUCUGUUACAUCCUUUUAUGUGGAUUCCCUCCCUUUAGAAGUGCCGACAGAAACCAGACAGAGCUGUUUGAGUUCAUCAAGGCGGGAGAAUAUGAAUUCCUGAGUCCCUACUGGGACCAGAUAUCUAGAGGUGCUAAGGACCUGAUAGAGCACCUGCUGAUCGUAGAAAAGAAGAAACGUUUCACGGCCAUCGACACCCUGUCACACCCCUGGAUCAUGUACAACGGAGACAUGGGAAAAAUAACCGACAACGCAGAGCUUGAAAAACUCAAGACGAAAACAAGAAACGAACUUGAGGCUCUGGCUAAGACAAGUUAUGAUUCCUAUAUGAAAGUCAAGGAGAGGCGGGGCUAACUGUUUCUUCACUGUUAAAAAUAGGUCAAGACAUUUUUGAUAUUUUGCCGAGUCGUCGACUUGAGAUACAAUGUUUUCUUUAUGUACUGUUUUAGGGGUACAAGUCAUUUACACUCAUAGACAACUUUUUAUAUUUUUGCGAUCAUUUUAUAUGUGAAUACCUUUCUGAUCAGUCACCAUUUUCCGUCCAUGAACAACAUUUUUGUUUGAUCAUUACAUGAGAGUCGCUGAUGAUAUUCUGUUAUUUUAGUUGAUAACAAUGUAAACAUGUGUUGUCAGUUACUGAACAUUAUUCUAUGGAGAGACUUCAUUGAGUCCUAACACUUUGUAUUCCAGUAAAUUAAACACAUUCCCGCAGUAACUAUAAACUAAACCAGUUAUUAGAUAUCUUAUAAGGUUACUUGUAUCAUUUCAUGUAUAAAAAGUCCAGUUUUGAAAUUUACCGUGAUUGUGGACAUUUAAAUCCGGAGAUUGUUCCUUGUGAGUUAUCUCCCCUUGAUCGUGAGAUAUUGGUAUUGGUCUCUGUUUUAGUCGGUCAAUUACCUAGGAAAUUAGAAAUAAACAUUAUCAUUCCAAAAAUAUAUUCUUUAAAAAAAAAUGUUAGGCUAGAUUAAAUGUAAAUGUAGAAUUUAACUUUAAUCGAAGUUCAUCAAUUAAAAUAAUUUGUACUUUUUCAUUCAUAUUACCAGUUCCAUAUUUUAAAUUUUGUAUUGGCAAUUAAAACAAAAUGAUUCCUUAGUUGUAUAAAUAAGAUCAUAUUUUACUUAGGUCCUCGUAAAAAAUCGUUUAGUGUUUUAGUCUUCAACAUAAUAAGAAUCUGCUAGAUUUUUUUGUUCAUAUUUUAUUGAAUAUUUACUUCAAUAACGACAAACCCAAUACCUUUGGUAUUGAAAGCAUGCAGUUUUUUUGGAUAAGAGUUUCAGCACUUUUGCCGUGACUUAAAUGCCAACUUUAUGUACAUGUUUAAAUUUUGACCGUCUGUUGGUAAGUGUGAGGACACAGUGUCUCAGUAGGUGCUACUGAUAGUGGUACUGAUCAAAAUCACAUAUUUGUAACCUAGGAGACAGAAACCAGGAACGAUUGAUAUAACUAUUCCCAAUCUAUGUCUCGUAUAAACUCAUUCACCCCUGAACACACAUUUGAACUCUUCCAAAUCAAAGGUUGGAAUAGUUCAUUAUGAAGUUAGUUUAAGGGGCGAAUGAGUUAAUUCACAUACUUGUUUGGAAUACAAAGGGGGAUAACUGUGAAAAGACAAAAGAGAUAUUGUAUGAUUUGAAACAAUGAGGAAAGCUACAUGUAAAUAGUUCUACAUAUACAAACAGGUGGAAAUCUGUGUUAUACUGUGUGCAACCAUAUAUAUUGUAUUCUUUUGUACUAUAUAAAUAUUUUUUUCUCACUUGUGCCAAAAUAUAAAAACAAUAGUUGUAUCGAAAAGUCAGAGUAACUUCUAGACCACUGGUCAAGAGACUUUUUAAGUGAUGACCAGACAAGAAGAAUUCACGGUCUGGUCACUGGAUGUCAUGGACAGCGAAAGGUCUGGUCUGAUGCAUUGAUAACAUCGGGUAGAAUAAAAUUUAUUAUUGUCCCUUCUACAUACUACACAGAAUUGUUUUAAAAUAAUUGAGCAAUGAACUCAUUCACCCCUGAAAACACAUUUGAAUUCUUCCAUUUCAAAGGUUGGAAUAGUUCAUUAUGAAAUUUCAGGGGUGAAUGAGUUAAGGCAUGAUAGAACACCAGAAUUAUUCUAUCAGAAUCAGCAAUACACAGAAUUCUUUUUGUUUUCAUAAAUAAGAAAAUAUUGAAGCACCUUUUAUACGUUUUAGUAAUAUUUUACCAAUUUAACAUAAAAAAAGAAUAUAUACCAGUUGUAUGUUCCAAUGAAAAUCAUUAAAGAGGAUGAUCUCACAAGAGAUAAGAGGUUGUAAAAUUUCUUACUCUAGAGGUGGUUGAAUACUCAGGUGUCAGAUUUGACAGGUUUCAUUGUACAUUGAUAAUAAAUUCUGUUAUUACAGUGUGGAUCGGCUCCAAUAUAAA
This is a messenger RNA of Mizuhopecten yessoensis (Yesso scallop), 5324 nucleotides long. RefSeq names its product serine/threonine-protein kinase DCLK2-like. Bases 1089 to 3290 code for a protein of 733 amino acids. Gene Ontology annotation, biological process: protein phosphorylation; intracellular signal transduction. NCBI's taxonomy places the organism in Eukaryota, Metazoa, Mollusca, Bivalvia, Pectinida, Pectinidae. The transcript has 6 exons. The record is from RefSeq and is a predicted model, not a curated record. Gene Ontology annotation, molecular function: ATP binding; protein kinase activity.